UGGAGGGCCUGGCGUGGGCGGGGCAGGGGCCAGGUGACAGAUGCCGGUCGGGGACGGUGGUCGUGUGGUCGGCGUCUGCUGGACGAGGCGCGCGCAGGUCGCAGGCGGGUGCGUGAGGGUCCGAGAGGCCACUGCGCGGACGUCGUUUCCCUGGACGAGACGCCGCGGGGGCCCCCCAAGCCCAGUGGUGGCUGUGGGGCGCCCCUGCCAGCACAGUUAGGACGAUGGACCCCGCGCGAGGCCCGGGGGUGCUGGAGGGCAUCUUCGACCUGGACUACGCCUCCUGGCAGGUCCGCUCGACCCUGGCGGUCGCCGGCUUCGCCUUCUACCUGGGCGUCUUCGUCGUGUGCCACCAGCUGUCCUCCUCCCUGAACGCCACCUACCGCGCCCUGGCGGCCAAGGAGAAGGUCUUCUGGGACCUGGCGGCCACCCGGGCGGUCUUCGGGGUCCAGGGCACGGCGGCGGGCCUGUGGGCACUGCUGGUGGACCCCGUCCUGCCCGCCGACAAGGCGCACGCCCAGCAGAGCUGGUCCUGGUUCCACGUCACCACGGCCACCGGCUUCUUCUUCUUUGAGAACGCGGCCCUGCACCUGUCCAACCUGCGCUUCCGGACCUUUGACUUGUUCCUGGCCGUCCACCACCUCUUCGCCUUCCUGGGAUUCCUCGGGCUAACGGCCAACGUCCACGCUGGCCACUACCUGGCCAUGGCCACCUUGCUGCUGGAGAUGAGCACGCCCUUCACCUGCGCGUCCUGGAUGCUCCUGAAGGCCGGCUGGUCCGACUCGCUGUUCUGGAAGGCGAACCAGUGGCUCAUGAUCCACAUGUUCCACUGCCGCAUGGUGCUCAGCUACCACAUGUGGUGGGUCUGCCUGCGGCACUGGGAGGGGCUGUGCCGCAGCCUGUACCCCCCGCACCUGGCGCUCUUCCUCUGUGGGCUCGGCCUGCUGACCCUCGUCCUCAACCCCUACUGGACCCACAAGAAGACGCAGCAGCUUCUCCACCCGGUGGACUGGAACUUCGCGCCCCCCAGGGCCAACGGCCAGGGGCCCCAGAAGAAGGCGCAGUAGCCGCUCGGGGCGGGGCGCACGGCCCCCCUUCACCGGCAGUGGCGCAGCGGCAGCGAGCGCCGCGAGUCCGGCGCUGGGUCCGAGAGCCUGGCUCGCUGGUGCUCUGCCGUGAGUCUCCCAGCAGCCGCCGCGCACCUUGGGGUCCGGGCCGCUCCCCCUGCCCAGAGCGCCCGUGUCGGUGCCGCCGAGUGAACCCCGGCCGGCCUGCUGCGU
Molecule: messenger RNA, 1280 nt
Organism: Pteronotus mesoamericanus
Lineage: Eukaryota; Metazoa; Chordata; Mammalia; Chiroptera; Mormoopidae
Gene: CLN8
Product: CLN8 transmembrane ER and ERGIC protein
Exons: 3
Coding region: 225-1067 (280 amino acids)
Biological process (GO): nervous system development; lipid homeostasis; phospholipid metabolic process
Cellular component (GO): membrane; endoplasmic reticulum
Molecular function (GO): ceramide binding
Source: RefSeq, a predicted model, not a curated record